AAUGCCGGUUUUUAGGAGGAGUUCGGGUUAUCUUCCCAAAAGGACAAUUAACGAUGUACAUGGGAUUCCAUGUUGCUGCCCUUCAAGCAAGAGAGAAAGGGGCUUCAAAUUGUACGUUUCAAGCUACAUCGACAAUUUUUUAAGGAGGUCAUCGAACCUGCCCCAUAAUAUUGGUUCAGAAAUGCAGCAGCGACGGCACCUGCUGCUUGCAGCAAGUUUUCGUGCGUUAAGGCGCAACUAUACCACAGUCAAAGAAAAUUCAGGUUUGGACGGGAAGUGAACCAGCCUCUCCGAGCAGGUGUCAGCAGUGGAUAAUUCACAUCAACACUGGACAGGAGAGGAAGAGAGAUUUGUUUCUCCUCUCUUUCUUCUCCACCAACUUCCCUUCCCUUUAGUUAGAUUAUUAGUUCUUUUUUUUGUUUUUUUGAUGUUCUCGAAAAUGGUUUCAAAAUUGACCUCUCUUCAGCAGGAGCUCCUGAGCGCCUUGUUAGAUUCCGGAGUUUCCAAAGAUGUCCUAAUCCAAGCCCUGGACGACAUGGACCCUAGCCCGAACAGCUUUGGAGUUAAAUUGGAGAACCUACAGAUGUCUCCCCCAAGCUCAAAAAUGAACGGAAACGAUUCGGAUUCAAAGCCGAUAUUUCAUCAACUGACAAAUGGUCACGGAACGGGUAAACUGUCUGGAGACGAGGGAUCCGAGGACGGGGAUGAGUUCGACACUCCGCCUAUAUUGAAAGAAUUACAGUCGAUGAACACGGAGGAAGCUGUGGAACAGCGAGCAGAAAUUGACCGCAUGUUAGCUGAGGACCCAUGGCGUGCAGCCCGAACGAUCAAAGGCUACAUGCAGCAGCAUAACAUCCCUCAGCGCGAGGUAGUGGAUGUAACGGGACUGAACCAGUCUCACCUCUCGCAGCACCUCAACAAAGGCACACCGAUGAAAACUCAGAAAAGAAUGGCACUCUACACCUGGUACGUCAGGAAACAGCGGGAAAUUCUCAGACAAUUCAACCAGGCAGUGCAAGGUUCUGGCAGCAAUAUGACAGACAAAGGCAAUCAGGAUCAGGUGAUGUUUUUCUUCCCAGAGUUUAACCCACCUGGUCAGAAUAUGGGGCAGUCCAGUGACGAAGUGGGCUCUGAACCAUCCUGCAAGAAAAUGAGACGCAACCGUUUCAAAUGGGGGCCUGCAUCCCAGCAGAUCCUGUACCAGGCUUACGAACGCCAGAAGAACCCCAGCAAAGAGGAGAGGGAAGCCCUGGUGGAAGAAUGCAACAGGGCUGAGUGCCUUCAGAGAGGCGUGUCUCCCUCUAAGGCCCACGGCCUGGGCUCAAACCUGGUCACAGAGGUGCGUGUUUACAACUGGUUCGCCAACCGGCGGAAAGAGGAGGCUUUCCGGCAGAAGCUUGCGAUGGAUGCUUACAGCGGUCCGACCCACGGCCUCAACCCCCUCAUGGCCCACAGCUCUCCACAUCACCCGCAGAAUAGCGCUUCUCCACCCAUGCGUUACAGCCAGGGACCUGGUGAGGUCAGUUCCUCGACGACCAUCAGUCACCACGGCAGCAACUCCAUGGCAACCAGUCAAUCCGUGUUACAGCAGGUGUCUCCGGCUGGCUUGGACCCCAGCCAUAGUCUGCUGUCACCUGACGCCAAGAUGAUCUCAGUGUCUGGUGGAGGUUUGCCACCAGUGAGCACGCUGACUAACAUCCACAGUUCUCACCACUCCCACCAGCAGACACAGAACCUCAUCAUGCCCCUCAUGGCCAUAGCACAAAGUAUGAACACGUCGCAGUCCCAGUCGGUGCCGGUGAUCAACAGCGUGGCGGGAAGCCUGGCGACGCUGCAGCCCAUCCAGUACAGCCCGCACCAGCAGGGCCUCAUGCAGCAGUCUCCAAGCCACAUGAGUCAGCAGCCCUUCAUGGCCACCGUCACACACUCACACAUGUACCCUCACAAGCAGGAGCCUCCACAGUACUCCCACCCGUCUCGCUUCUCCUCGGCCAUGGUGGUCACGGACGCCAACAGCCUCAGCACCCUCAGCUCCAUGUCCUCCAGCAAACAGGAUUCUCCAGUAAACAAGAUGGUGCAACUUGGGGGACUCUCCUGGUGUCCUCUUCAAGCCUGGUGAGGUUGCACACCUGACUUCCUUGGUGCCUAGCAACAGGAGCUCCGUUUUCCACCUUCUCUCUGUGGUAACCGUGACAACUCCUAAUAACUAGCAGCACACGCACUGGACGAUGAGUCAAUAAAUCAAGCGUGGUGGUGGAGGGGCGGAAAGUGCCGGCAAAGAGACAGAGAAAUGAACCCUGCAGGUCUGCAAUAAGUGGGAAGGACAUACAGCAGGAGUUCCUCUCAUAAACACAGAUGAUCAACAAGGAUAUGAUUGAUUUUUUAAACACAAUCUUUGAAAACAGUAUUCAUUGCUCUACCUUUCAUUGAAAAUUGUACAUAAAUGACAUUCCUCGUUUUUUUUUUGCCGCGGCCAAUCAUUUGUGACCAUCACCACAGAACAAACCAAAUGAAGCUGUGCCUCUGCCCUGUGUACUGCGGGGUUCAUCAUCCGAGGACGGGAGUAGAGGCCCUGGUAGACAGCGAUACUAUGUGAUUGAGAGACAAAGUUGCACAGAAGCUGAGCUGAUCUCCUACUGUCUGUCUGUGUAUGGCAGGACUCUGAUACAGACAGUGGGAUCGCCUCUUUGCCAAGUGCCCGGACUCAUGGCUAGAUGUUUCUUGUCUCCAGCAACCACUGAAAUUAUGAUUCACAUUUUUAACUGUCUUAUCAAUAGCCGAGCACACUAGCGGAACUGUUUGACAAUCAUAUUUACCUUGUUCGAAAACAAUUGUAUUGAUUUUGUAGAUAGAUAUGUCAUAUACCUGUUCUGUUUCAAGUCUUCCAUUUGUUGUUUUUUAUAUAUAUAUAUAUAUUUCUUUUCUGUACAGCAUAUCGUGCUGUUUUACAGUAUGAAGGAUUUGUCACAAAAUGUUUGUAAUUUCUUAUGUAAACUGUGAUUGAGACAUUUGACAAUCUUUGGAAUACAUUGAAGGAUUAUGAAAUGUGACUAGACUUCCGCUAUUUCAGACCAAACCCUGUAAAUAUCUCCAGAAAUGACCGACUGUUGUCAGAGCAGCCUACCACAUCAGGGUGAAGUGCGAUUACACCACAGCAUGCACACAAGCUCGAGUACACCCACAUCUCACACCUGUUUUACGCUUUUUCAAGGUAUAUAAUUCAAAGUCUGCCCCGUUUCACAAACUACCUUCACCUUGUAAAAUAACUGUCACUUCGUCCUUGUGUGCCUUGAAACCCAGUCCUAAUCCCAUUUUGCAGGUCCGGACUACCGUCCCAGCAAGCCCUGCUCAGUUAAGAUGAAUUCCUCACAUCCCACAUUCUCAAUAUCCUCAGAAGUCCAACAUGUCAGAGUAAAUAUAAAAGAUGAAAUUGUGAAAUAAUUUGAUUUCUUAAUACUCUCAUCAUAAAUGAUUGAAGGACCCCCCACCUGUCAUAGUGAAAAUAUUUACAAGUAUUUGUAAGAAAAACAUUGAUAUUAGUCUGGAAUCUUGUUAAGGGUUUAGAGAAGGAGGAGGACCAUGUUGUGACAGCGGUUGCUCUAAUCAGGCUGGAUUCCAUGGAGGUUGGGAAAGGUUUGGGAGAGAAUCCCACAACCAGGGUUGGACACCCGAGCAAACAGUCUCAGAGACUCAUUACGCAGCCUGGGUUUGCUUGGUUGUGGGAUCAGGGUGUGGUGCUAUGGGUACUAGACAUUUCACAUAAGACACUUUGUAACUGCAUUGUCAGUAAAUGUAUUUGUCUUGAAGACGGAUUGAUUUAGCUUGAUUGUCAAACAUUCCAACUUAAGCUGUACCAUCUUGCUUGUGUUCUUAUCACAGUUCAGGCUUAUUUCAGACUCCUUUCCAAUAGGUCAUUAUAUUAUUGUUGUUUUGUUAUUAUUUUUGUCAGUCUGUUAUAAAUAUACCCACUGCUGACUGAAUGGAGAACAGGCAGAACUUUCCAGAAUUCAUACUUCUAGAGGACCAGAUGGCAGUGGAUGUGAUUUUCUCUUUGUGUAUUAUUUUUGUAUAAAAUGGAAAUCAAUCUUUUAAAUCAUUAUUUAUACUUUCUGAGAAAAUGUUGAUAUUUCAAGUAAAGCUUUUUUC
Messenger RNA from Hypomesus transpacificus, 4146 nucleotides. RefSeq names its product HNF1 homeobox Ba (gene hnf1ba). Gene Ontology annotation, cellular component: nucleus. Gene Ontology annotation, biological process: insulin secretion; positive regulation of DNA-templated transcription; liver development. Bases 428 to 2119 code for a protein of 563 amino acids. Gene Ontology annotation, molecular function: RNA polymerase II cis-regulatory region sequence-specific DNA binding; DNA-binding transcription factor activity, RNA polymerase II-specific. Lineage: Eukaryota; Metazoa; Chordata; Actinopteri; Osmeriformes; Osmeridae. The record is from RefSeq and is a predicted model, not a curated record. The transcript has 12 exons.